Molecule: messenger RNA, 3483 nt
Organism: Sebastes umbrosus (honeycomb rockfish)
Lineage: Eukaryota; Metazoa; Chordata; Actinopteri; Perciformes; Sebastidae
Gene: rbpja
Product: recombination signal binding protein for immunoglobulin kappa J region a
Exons: 11
Coding region: 1-1485 (494 amino acids)
Biological process (GO): Notch signaling pathway; regulation of transcription by RNA polymerase II
Cellular component (GO): MAML1-RBP-Jkappa- ICN1 complex; nucleus
Molecular function (GO): DNA-binding transcription activator activity, RNA polymerase II-specific; RNA polymerase II cis-regulatory region sequence-specific DNA binding
Source: RefSeq, a predicted model, not a curated record
AUGGCGCCCGUUGUUACGGGGAAGUUUGGCGAGCGACCUCAGCGUUUGACAAGGGAGGCUAUGAGGAAUUACUUGAAGGACAAAGAUGAUCAAACGGUGCUCAUACUACAUGCAAAAGUUGCACAAAAGUCAUAUGGCAAUGAGAAAAGGUUUUUCUGCCCUCCACCGUGUGUGUAUCUGAUGGGCAGUGGCUGGAAGAAGAAGCUGGAGAGUAUGGAGAAGGAGGGUUGUACAGAGCAGGAGUCCCAGCCAUGUGCAUUCAUUGGGAUAGGCAACAGUGAGCAGGAGAUGCAGCAACUCAAUCUGGAGGGCAAGCACUUCUGCACAGCUAAGACGCUGUAUAUCAGUGACUCAGAUAAAAGGAAGCACUUCAUGCUGUCUGUGAAGAUGUUGUACGGGAACAGCGCCAACAUAGGACUCUUCCUCAGCAAGAGGAUCAAGGUCAUUUCCAAGCCCUCCAAGAAGAAACAGUCCUUGAAAAAUGCAGAUUUGUGUAUAGCUUCAGGGACUAAGGUGGCGUUGUUUAACCGUCUGCGCUCCCAGACAGUCAGUACCAGGUAUCUUCAUGUGGAGGGGGGAAACUUUCUUGCCAGCUCCCAACAGUGGGGAGCCUUCUUCAUCCACCUCUUGGACGAUGAGGAGUCUGAAGGAGAAGAGUUUGCUGUGAGAGAUGGCUAUAUUCACUAUGGCCAGACGGUCAAAUUGGUCUGUUCUGUUACUGGCAUGGCCCUGCCCAGACUGGUCAUUCGCAAAGUGGACAAGCAGGCUGCAUCGAUGGAUGCAGACGACCCAGUGUCCCAGCUUCACAAGUGUGCCUUCUACCUGAAAGACACAGACAGAAUGUAUCUCUGUCUGUCACAGGAGAGGAUCAUCCAGUUCCAGGCCACACAGUGCUCCAAAGAGACUAACAAGGAGAUAGUAAACGACGGGGCUUCCUGGACUAUCAUUAGCACUGACAAGGCAGAGUACACCUUCUAUGAGGGUAUGGGCCCCGUCCCCACACCGGUCACACCUGUCCCCGUGGUGGAAAGUCUGCAGUUAAACGGCGGAGGAGAUGUGGCGAUGUUGGAGCUGACGGGACAGAACUUCACCCCUAAGCUUCGAGUGUGGUUUGGAGAUGUGGAGGCUGACACCAUGUACAGAUGUGGCGAGAGCGUCCUGUGUGUGGUGCCGGACAUCUCCGCCUUCCGGGAGGGCUGGCGCUGGGUGAGACAGCCGGUCCAGGUCCCCGUCACGCUGGUCCGCAACGACGGAGUCAUCUACGCCACCGCCCUCACCUUCACCUACACCCCUGAACCGGGGCCGCGACCCCACUGCGGUGCCGCCGGGGCCAUUCUGCGGACACAUAGCACCUCUUCGUCAUCACCGGCGUCUUCAUCCUCGCCAUCGUCAUCGUUGGGCGGGCUCGCGGACGGCCACGGGGCUUACAACAGUAGUGACUCAGGCAUGUCGUCAGGGGCGUCGACCAUGUCGGUGCUGUCAUAGUAACAUUUGUUCUGUUUGUCAGCUUUGAAUGACUGAGUGAGAAAAACGUGUGCAUGCACUUGUGAGCCAAAGAGGCUUAUGGACCUGUGAAGAAUUGCACUCAAGACUCGGAAACUCUUCAUCAGAGAGCAACUGUGAUCAUCAGGAAUGCUAAAGACAAGCUGAAAGAGAAUACUCUACAGCUCCCUCUCCUGGUUUGUUGUGGACAUUGUCAAAUGCUCCACUCAAAGGACCUUGAUGUUCAAGAUCUUCACCCUAAAAGAAGACUAAUCUGCCACCUAACUCUCACAACAACCUGAUUUGUACAAGAACCAUCUUGUUUUUUUUUUUAUACGCCCGUGGGCUUGGAAGCUAUUUUCACUCUGCUCUCUUUCUACUGAGAUCAUGUUUUUACUGAAAAGCUUCAUCUGUUGUGUGCAAGGGAAAAAAAAUGUAAGAGUAACAUAGUUUUUACGGACCAAGGAAUAUUAUUAUAUUAUUUUAUUCAUAUUAUAUUUUAUAAGCUUUUGACCGAGGUACAUUUUUGACAUUUUUUUUGUAUGAUACUGCAUAGUAAGUUCACUUUUGUUACCAAAUAGAAUUCGUCAUGUUGUUGACUCCUUUUUGAGUUUUUGUCUCAAUCUUCUAGGUCACUGGGCGUAUCCCAAAACUUUUCCCUAACUUUUUUUAUAUCAAAGAUGACAUUUUUUGAUGAGUGUAGUGUAUGUGUGUGAUUAUUUGUAAUACACUAUCAGUUUAUUCUGGGAGACCAAGAAGGCCUGUGUUUUCUAAUCAGUGUGGUGUUUUUGUACCAGAGUAAAACGGUAAGAAUCAGUGCUUCUUUUUACCAUAGCUAUGUACACUGCAGUGCUUCGUAUUUCACACAAAAUAACAGUACUAAGUUUAUGUAAAUUACUACUAAGUCAAGGAACAAAGAAGGAAGGUCAAAACUAAUAUCUGUCUAGCCACGUUAAAGAUGUCAUUCUGUGCACGCCUUGUAGCUUGUUGUCGUCACAGUUCACCUAAACUCAGCAAUGUCACGUUGGGAUUGAGACUCGUUGAAUCUGGUUUUGUCAAAUAUGGCAUCUGACUGCAACUCAUUUUAAUACAAUCAGCUGUGGUUGUACUUUGAGUCUGAUGCGAUGAGGGGAUGACUUAUACGGAUAGAUUGCUAAAGGAAUGAGUCCCAAAACCCAGAAAUGAGUUAGCAUUUUAGCACUUCCGGUUCCCUCGUCUGGAAGUCAAUGGGUUUUUAGUUAAAUGUCUGAAAUAAGGUCUGUGGUUAACACAAGCUGAAGAGAUUUUAACCUUUUGUUCUGCGACAUAAAAUACAUCAGUAAAUAUCCCACUCGUGAAUUUUGAAGCCUUUAUGUGUCUUAAAAAAGGCGGUUGCUAACAAGUGGCUAAAUGAGACUGCUAAACGUCAUCGCGCCGACUCGUCCGUCUUUACAGCCUUGUUGUGUUUAUACUCACGCUCAUGUGACCGCGGUGUAGUUCAUCUACAAAGUGGUGUUCAUUUGUGGAGAUUAUCUUGCUGAACAAAACGUGUAAGUAUCAUAAACGUUUGUUUGCCACAGAGCUUUAUUUCUGUGAUAAUCCAAAAUCCAGUGUAAAAAUCCCAUUGGCUUUUUGUGGCGGGAACCAGGGCGAUGCUAACUUCCUGGUUGGCCUACAAAAAUACGUCAUCCCUGCAGCACUCAAUUCAAACUCCUAGUUUGUUCUGCCUCUCUACCUACCCGGUUCAGCAGAUUGAACAUACAAAUUUAACUUUGAACUGACUUACUAAACUAGUCAGGAACAUGUUGUUGCCUUAAAAACCACUAGUAUUUGUCUUGCUUAACAUUUCUCACCAGGCUUUUUGUAUCAUACUGUAUAUCAUGUUUCAAGUAAAUGUGGUAGGUUGGCCAGCUUACUGCCAGUUUUUCAUGACAAUUAUGUGAAUUGCUUAAUUUCUUGCACGUUUUCAGCAUGCCUAAGAAGUUUGUUGGUAUGGUUGUAUAAAGCGUAGUAUCAUAACAA